AGAGGGCGCGCUUGCAUCCUAAUCUUCCUUUUCAGCAUCUCUUCUGGCUGUCUGGCUUGAUCCAUCUGUCUCGUGUUUGAGCCCAGGCCAUCAUCACCAGAUACCCCCUAUUUUGGAAUUUUUAAUUUUCAAAAAGAAGAGGGACUAUUUUUGGUGCACAGUCAGCAUUAAUUUACGGUUCAGCAUGUGUCCACAUGAGAACUCCGCAAAUCAAAGGUAGUUUGAAGUGAACAGCCACCAUCCUUACCUUCAAUCUCAAGAAACAAAUUUGACUGAAACCUCUCAAAAUUUCUUUAGAAAACGCCUGGAGUGUAAACCGAUUAAGAGAACACAAGCGAACCGAAGGCGCUAAGGAUUAUGCCAAUAUAGGCUCCUGGGUUUGUGCAUAAUCUGAAGGUGCAGUGUUUGUUCCAGUGUAUUUGAAACCAUGGCCAACCACCAUCACAACAACAUUUACCAACAGGGAGAUGGAGACAGCUAUGGGACUUACGGCCAAGGAGGAUCGGAUAGCUACGUUUAUCAGACUGACUACCCUCCCCAGGAGGAAGAUGCCGCCAGUGAUGUCACUGAGGGACACGAUGAAGAAGAUCAGAUAUAUGAAGGGGAGUACCAGGGCAUUCCGCACCCAGACGAAGUCAAGGCUGCCCGAAGGGUGGCGAGGGCAAAAGCGAGAACCGUGACAGACACAAUAUCAGAACAGGAAGAGCUGGCGGAACAAUAUGAGGACAUAAUGGAGGACUGUGGACAUGGGAAGUUCCAGUGGACUCUGUUUGUGGUGCUGGGCUUAGCUCUCAUGGCGGACAGCGUGGAGUGCUUUGUAGUGGCCUUGGUGCUGCCCAGCGCAGAGAAAGACAUGUGUUUGUCCCACGCUGAGAAGGGAAUGCUGGGUUUGAUUGUAUUCUUGGGAAUGAUGCUUGGGGCGUUUAUUUGGGGUGGUCUGGCUGACAAAGUGGGCCGACGGAAAUGUCUGAUCAUCGUCCUGGCCAUGAACUGCAUUUCCACCUUCUUCUCAUCAUUCGCCCAGGCGUACAGCUUCUUCCUGUUCUUUAGGCUGUUCUCUGGCAUUGGUAUUGGGGGCUCUGUCCCAAUUGUGUACGCAUACUUCUCUGAGUUCCUGCAGAUGGAUAAGAGGGGGGAGCAUCUCAGCUGGCUUUGCAUGUUCUGGAUGAUGGGAGGCAUCUAUGCCUCCUUUACCGCCUGGGGCAUCAUCCCUAGAUAUGGUUGGGGUUUCAGUAUGGGCACAGAGUUCCAGUUCCAUAGCUGGAGGGUGUUUGUACUGGUCUGUGCUCUCCCAGCAAUCAUAGCUUUUGUUGGGCUAAUGUUCAUGCCGGAGAGCCCACGCUUCCUGCUGGAGCAUGCAAAACAUGAUGAGGCCUGGAUGAUCCUAAAACAGGUUCAUGACACCAACUGGAGAGCAAAAGGAGAACCUGAGAGAGUGUUUACUGUAACUCAAAUUAAGACUCCAAAAACACAGGAUGAUGAGUUUAUUGAGAUUCAAAGCGCAACUGGAACUGCUUUCCAGCGAUGGGUGGUUCGGACUCUGACACUGACCAAGCUGAUCAUCAGGAAUGUUUUGUCCCUCUUCGGUCGUGAUCUAAGAAUUGCAACUCUGCUAAUGGCCAUCAUUUGGUUCACAAUGGCAUUCAGUUACUACGGCCUUUCAGUGUGGUUUCCUGACAUGAUCAAGCAUCUACAACAUGAGGAGUAUGAAUCCAAGCUGAAAGUAUUUCACAGGGAGAAGGUUGAACGAUUUCAUUUCAACUUCUCCUUGGAGAAUCAAGUUCAUAAAGAGGGACAAUACAUCAACGACAAGUUCAUCAACAUUGAGAUGAAGUCAAUGAAGUUUGAAGACUCUCUGUUUGUGGAUUGUUUCUUUGAGGACAUUAUAUCCACAGAAACAUUCUUUGAAAACUGCACCCUCCGUGACACUGUGUUCAAUAAAACAGAUUUAUAUGAAGAGAAGUUCAUUGACUGUACAUUCGAGAAUGUUACUUUCCUGCACAACAAGACAGGAUGCCACCUGGACUAUGAUGAGGAGAAUGACGUUCUCAUCUACUUGGUCAGCUUCUUAGGUAGUUUGGCUGUGCUGCCUGGAAAUAUAAUCUCGGCACUCUUCAUGGACAAGAUUGGAAGAAUCAAGAUGAUAGGGGGUUCAAUGCUUAUAUCAGCUGGCUGCACCUUCUUUCUGUUCCUGAGCUUCAGUCAGGCAGCCAUCAUAGCCUGGCAGUGUCUUUUUUGUGGGGUUAGUGUAGCAGCAUGGAACGGUAUUCAGGUCAUCACCGUUGAGCUCUACCCCGCUUCAAAAAGAGCCACCGCGUUUGGAGUCUUAAAUGCCACUUGUAAGUUGGCGGCCAUAUUGGGGACAUCAAUAUUCGCCUCAUUUGUAGGCGUUACCAAAGUUAUCCCCAUUCUCCUGUCUUUUGGUGCUCUGGUUGGUGGCGGAGUUUUGGCCCUGAAACUGCCCGAAUCCAGGGAGAAGAUCUUGCUGUAAGAAUUUAAAGCCAAAACAUUGGUGCAUCCCAUUAGACAUGACUAUUAAUAUGGAUUUAACAACUGCAGGCAUGUGCAAAAUUGGGUUUAUUAAAAAAGUUGAAAUUGCUCCACAUAUUUACAAGAGAUUCUGCUUCAGAAUAUAUGUAAUAUUGUGUAAAAACUCCAAUGUUCAACUCCACGGACCAAAUGAUGGGUAUGUCCCUAGUCAACCAUUAAUGUAAGGAUUUGCCUGAUAUUUAAUAGAUGUUAAAGGAGCCUGCUGGAUAAUUUGCAGCCUCAAAUGCAGGUUAAACAAAUAUAGUUUUUAUAUAGCACUAGUUAUAUAGGUCCAGCAACCAUCCAAUGAAAAAAAAAAUCCCAGAUUUUCUUGGAUUGGGUAAUAAAUUAAAUUCUAUGUUGACAAGUCAUAGAACUCACAAUCCUGUGCCAUUUCUUGGUGGAACAAUUCAGGUACUGUUGAAGAUUUUCUUGUUUUCUUAUUCUUGUAUUCUGCCUUGCCACAAACAGCUAGCUUCUUACCCUCUGCCUUUGCUUAUAAUAUAACCUCUGCUAAAUAAACUUUUGUUUCUAUCCUUUUGUUCACCAAGUUUUCAAUGUCAAUGAGCAUUAUUUUAAUGUUUUUCGUCAAUUGUUCCUGUACGUUUGGAUACUCAGUGCCGAAAGUGAGUUUUGAGUAGUGUUUUUUAGGUCAUGGCAGAAGUCAAUACUUGUGCUUCCUUCAUGUUUUUCUUUUCUUUCUUUCUUUUUUUUUUUUAAUUAACUGUAAAUGCACAAUUUUGUCAGUGCACCUUAAAAAGCUACAGUAUGCUAUUAUUAUUAUUUUGUCACUUUACCUUGCCUUUCACACUAAAUGUGUUUUUUCUUAGUCUCUUUUUCUAUCGCUCUCUAUCUCUCUCUUUUAAUAUAUUCAUUUUUAUAAUUUUGAAUCCUGUGAAAUCCUGAUUAACUUAAGUGAACAAAAGCUAGUUAACUUGGACAGCGGUCCAUGAAAUGUAUUGACCAACUUGGACUUGUGGUUCACAGGGCCACACAGCUGUACUUUUUGUUAACUGAGUUGCAUGUGUGUAAUGUUUGUGUCUUUUUGUCAAUGUGUUGUUGGCAGCAAAAUGUCUGGAUGGUUUAAUGUAAUGUCUCACUGCAAAUAAAACUGGUUAGAUCAUA
Xyrauchen texanus (razorback sucker) is the source of this 3654-nucleotide messenger RNA. RefSeq names its product synaptic vesicle glycoprotein 2B-like. The coding region runs from base 428 to 2491 and encodes 687 amino acids. The record is from RefSeq and is a predicted model, not a curated record. Gene Ontology annotation, molecular function: transmembrane transporter activity. The transcript is spliced from 13 exons. Lineage: Eukaryota; Metazoa; Chordata; Actinopteri; Cypriniformes; Catostomidae. Gene Ontology annotation, cellular component: membrane. Gene Ontology annotation, biological process: chemical synaptic transmission; transmembrane transport.